AUGGCGCAUUCAGAUCAGUCACCCCAGACGGCCAUGUCGGGCUUCCUCGACUCAAUGAAACAGGAGUCCUUGUUUGGCCCGGCACAGUAUCCUGAGAGUGUUGCGUUUUGGCACGAUCCCUCCACGGCACCUACGAUGAUAGUACCCCCUUCAUAUACCUCCCAGAAACAAUCGCUGUUCCAACCUCUCUCGGACCAGAAGAAGCACAAACGCACCCGAAGCGGCUGCUUUACCUGCCGUUCGCGCCGGAUCAAGUGCGACGAGAACCGUCCAGUCUGUGAACGGUGUAGGAAAGGCAGCCGCGAUUGUGUGUAUCCGUCACCCACCGCGUCCACAUCCAAGGCUAGCUCACGCACUACAGCCAAGUCGCGUGCUGGUCGCCCGCAGUCGCACGGCAGCGAUUCACCUAGGAAAUUAGACUCCGAGACUCUCAGCCCCUUGCAGCCCAUCAUCGACGAAGAGGAACCCGACAAUGCUGUGUCCGAAUACCGACCGUCGCCAGCAAGCGGUACAACCACAUCACAACCGGAUCUGCGUAAGAGUCAAAGCGCACAAUCUCUUCGGAAACACAAUGCAAGGCCCUCGUCCGAUACUAGUUCUUACAUCAAAGAUCAAAGUAGUUCGCCGUCAGCCGAGUCGCGCUUUGAAUCGAUGAGCGUGCGCUCGGGCAGCCUGGGACAUUCCACAACAGAAUUGCUCAACAACGCGCGCCUACCAGACGAUCUGCGAUUUUAUUUAAAUUUCCAGCAAGAUUUUAUGACUCCUCCGCAUUUCUUCUUGAGACAGGGUUGCUCCCAUUUCAUCCACCACAGCCUUGUCGAACUUGCCUUGCACUAUGAGCCUCUCCUCUACGCCCUCGUGGGCUUUUCGGCCUACCACCAUUCUUUACACAGCCCUGGGGGAACGAUCUCCAAAUUUUUGAAAUACUAUAAUAAAGCCUUGGUCCUCCUCCGGAAAUCAUUGGGCUCUGGAGAGGAGCACAGUGAGGCGACACUGUGUACCGUUCUUGUCCUGACAACAUUUGAGGAAUACAUCGGCGACUGGGUGAACCUGAUCGAUCACCACCAGGCGGCCCAUGCACUCAUGCGAGAGCUAAUCACACCAGAGUCCGCCAACGUGAACGAGCUACAUACUAGUAUCUUUUUAUGGUACUCGCGCUUCGAUGUAGUCGUGGGAAUUUUGGGCGGCACCGAAACAGUCCUCGGUCGAGACUGGUAUCUUGCAAAGGAGCAGUAUGAUGCUGAGCAAGCUGCCAUCUAUCCAGAUGAUCCAUCCAAACAACUCGCCCUUGUCGCAUCAAUCAACCGACGCUUCGGCUUGGAUAUGGCUUCCCUCUAUGCAAAGUUAUCUCGCGGCAUGAUAUCAAUAGAAAACUUCGCCAUCCAGAACGAGAACCUGGGCCAGUGGCUCGAGCAGGCCAAGACGAUUCUAAGGGGAUUCGAUGAUUACGAAUACAAAGUGCAAGAGUACCCGCAGAAGCAGCCCUUGACUAAAGAUGACGUUACCGAUCCAUACGUGCCAGGUGGCUUGCAUCGUGGUGCCUUGUGGGAUUUCAAUUAUGCUUGGGUCGACAUCAUCGCCACCGAGUUAAUGUACAAGUUCCAGACCAUGCAAGUCCUGCAGCUGCCUUUGCUUGAAGAAUUGCACGACUUGGCCAAAGAGCUGUGCCGCCUAAUGGAGACGAUGAUUCGCUGGCCUUACAAGGAAAAUGGAUACUGCAUGAAUUUCAAGAACAGCAUAGGCAUGGUUAGCAUGUUUCUUCCCAGGGAGCAUAAGUAUCAAAUGUGGUCCCGCCGCACGUUGGCAUUGUUGGAGCAACAUGGGUACAUCAUCGCACCUAGUUUCCGCACCGGGCUCGCUACCAUCUGGCAAGCUCCAGAGGUUCACCAUUGGUGGCUCCCUAAUGAUGAAGGACUCACAAGCAUUGUCCGUGAGAUUCGUUCCUUGACCAGCGAACGCACAUCACGGCCACAAGAUGAGAUGCGCGCGAAUGUUCGUGAUAUGAAAUCUCUUUUCGGGGGUUUGAAUCUGGAUGACAACGGUGACAACCAGAGCCCUUCAUAG
This is a messenger RNA of Penicillium robsamsonii, 2064 nucleotides long. RefSeq names its product Zn(II)2Cys6 transcription factor. Lineage: Eukaryota; Fungi; Ascomycota; Eurotiomycetes; Eurotiales; Aspergillaceae. Gene Ontology annotation, cellular component: nucleus. Gene Ontology annotation, molecular function: transcription cis-regulatory region binding; zinc ion binding; DNA-binding transcription factor activity, RNA polymerase II-specific. The coding region runs from base 1 to 2064 and encodes 687 amino acids. The transcript has 3 exons. The record is from RefSeq and is a predicted model, not a curated record. Gene Ontology annotation, biological process: positive regulation of transcription by RNA polymerase II.